Lolium perenne is the source of this 758-nucleotide messenger RNA. RefSeq names its product replication protein A 14 kDa subunit. Gene Ontology annotation, cellular component: nucleus. Gene Ontology annotation, molecular function: DNA binding. Gene Ontology annotation, biological process: DNA recombination; DNA repair; DNA replication. Lineage: Eukaryota; Viridiplantae; Streptophyta; Magnoliopsida; Poales; Poaceae. The record is from RefSeq and is a predicted model, not a curated record.
GUGCGGCAGGCCAACUGGUGCCGACCAGGGUGGCCUAUAGGAGCUCCCGUCCGGCGUCCGCCACUGCCUUCCGCCACUCCCCAAAACCCCAGACUCCGAAGCCGCCACCGAGCCGAAGCGCCGGAACCCUCAGCGCCGCCCAAGUCGCCGUCUUCUCCCAGCGAAGCAGAGAUGGAUACUUCAGUUCCUUCACCAUUUGUCAAUGGAGAGACUCUGAAGAUGUUUGUUGGGCGAAGGGUGCGCACAGUGGUUCAAGUCCAACGCAAUGAAAGUGGAGUUCUUGCCGUCCAGUCCACUGAUGGGCAUCAGUUGACCAUCAGAGGUGCUCCUGGUGCCCCUGAAGCACCGCACUAUAUAGAGGUUAUUGGAAUCCCUGACAGCAACCAGUCCAUCCGCGCUGAAAGUUGGACAGAUUUUGGUGAAAACUUCGAUCCUGUGCCAUUCAAUGGACUGUGCAAGCUUGCGAGCGACAAGUACAAGUACCUGUUCCUGUAGAAGUUCAGCAUCGCAUAGAAGACGUUUGGCAAAUCAACCAUGCUUGGAAUUGAUGCUGCGUUUAUCGCUUUAGGAUCUGUUCAAACGUUACUUCAGUCACCUCAGUAAUCUAUUAGUUUGGGUCAACUUUAUGCACUUAUUAGACAUAUUAACCUAAUCUAAUCUAUGUAUCGCUAUGGCGGCAAGUGUGUGCGCCCCUUGCAGUUGAAGAGCUUAUUUCCUUUGCUGUUUCUAAGCGAAGUAAACCAAAAGCUUUAUGUUAC